Molecule: messenger RNA, 4703 nt
Organism: Ostrinia nubilalis (European corn borer)
Lineage: Eukaryota; Metazoa; Arthropoda; Insecta; Lepidoptera; Crambidae
Gene: nompA
Exons: 23
Coding region: 268-4440 (1390 amino acids)
Source: RefSeq, a predicted model, not a curated record
AUUGUCGUCCCCCUCUUAAUGUGAUUUAACUGAAUUAUGGUGUAGAAAUGCCCACAAUUUGGUUUUGGCUGUCCAACAGUGCACCUGUGUCGUGUGGACUAGGCAAGGCAGUUUGGCACCAGUGUGAACAGUGCUUGGGAGUUCGGUCUGAGUGUGCGUCGGUCGUGCUACGUGUCUCGUGGAACGGAGUAUAAGUAGAUUCGCGUGUAAAGGUGGCCAUAUGAAUGGUCGGUGACCCCCCACCCCAGCCAGCCAGGAGUUAGGAAGAUGAAGCCGCGGGGGGCGAGCGUGAUGCACGCCUUCACAGCCCUCACAAUGCUCACGAUGGCCAACGCCCAGACAACAUGCAACCAAGGUAUGGGAAGGGUGAUGUACGAACGAUUGCCGAAUCAACAGCUACAUGGAUUUGAUGAUGACGUAGUGCGAGAGACGGCGCCGCCUUUCCGCGUGUUGGAAAAAUGCCAAGACCUCUGUCUACGUGACCGUUCCGGCAACAGUCUGGUCAGGACCUGCAACUCCAUAGACUUCCAGCCAGGAGCCAGGAUAGCGGCCUUCAGCCCUGAACCGGAGUACGAGGAGUCCACGUGUUACUUGACGAGGGAGCAGGCUACUCCCGAGGGCAUAGGGACGCUGAUGAUUGUCCCUAACAGCGUGCAUUUCAAUGAGAUUUGCCUUACGUCAAAUCGACCUGAACGUGAGUGCCCAUCGCGCCGUUACGUGUUCGAGCGUCAUGCCAGAAAGCGUCUGAAGCUUCCACCAUCAGACCUGAAAGAGAUUAUGGUGGCGAACCGCACUGAAUGCGAAGACAAGUGCUUGGGAGAGUUCAGCUUCGUAUGCCGCUCUGCCACCUACGACUCAGCCUUGAGGACUUGCUCAUUGAGCAGGUUCACACGACGAACGCACCCCGAGUUAUUGGAGGACGACCACAACGCGGACUAUUUGGAAAACACUUGCUUAAACGCCGAACGGAGGUGUGACGGCUUGGCGGUGUUUAUCAAAGAAGAAAACAAACGAUUAGGAGGUCCGUUCGAGGCUGACGUGUUUACCAAUAUGACGUUAGACGAAUGCCAGGCCAUGUGUGUUAGGGCUGAGAAAUACUUCUGUCGGUCCAUCGAGCACGACGCCAUGACACGGCAAUGCGUCCUCUCGGAGGAGGACUCUGUGUCUCAGAAGGACGACGUGACUGUCAGCGCGUCGCCCACCCACCACUUCUACGAUCUUGUCUGUUUGGACAAUCUCUCUCAUCGGGUGACAGCUCGUGGCACGGAGUACCCGGACAACAGUGUGACGUCACACCUGUUCUCGCCCGGACGGCGUCCGGACACGGCCUUCCAGAGGUAUCGGAACAGCAAGAUCACGGGAGAGUUUCAUUCGGAGAUUACCGGACGAUCGCUCAGCGAGUGCCUGGAUGAGUGCUUGAGGCAGACCAGUUUCCAGUGCAGAUCUGCUGUGUACAGUGAUCGGUCAAGAAUAUGCCGGCUGAGCAGAUACAAUCAGAAAGAUGGGAUGAGGCUGCUCUACGACCCGGAUUAUGAUUACUACGAAAAUCUCAUGCAUCAAUUAGUGAGUGGUGAGACGGAGGCGGGGGGCGCGGGGAGCGGCUCGGCGACGCCCUGGGGACGCCCCACUACCACAGGUGGUAACGGCGGAGGCGAUCGGGACCGGGAUCGCGACCGCGACAGGUAUCCCGGAAGCGCAGACCGCGACCGCGACCGGUAUCCAGACGAUGACCGCUACGACGACGAUCGGUACGGCGGCCGACCCGAUCGGUACCCCGACGACCGGUAUCCAGUCGGCCCCGAACCUUACCCGGACAGAUACUCCCCGGGCGAUCGCUACCCAAUCGACAGAUAUCCCGACGACAGAUACCCACCCGGUGUCGGGAUCGACCCAUAUCCGGCUGCUUAUCCCGCUGCCUACCCGUCCGACGUCGACCGGUACAGACCCGGAUACGACCGGUUCCCUGCCGGUGAUCGAUACCCAUCUGCGUCUGGAAGCAGAUAUCCCAGCGGCGGAGACCGAUAUCCCUCCUACUACUACCCCGUAUCCAACAGCAUCGAUAACUAUCCUGGUGAUAGGGAUAGAUAUCCAAUUAGCAAAUAUCCUAUUGACAUUUACCCCGCUGACCGGUACCCAGAGAGAUACCCUGUUCGGGGCGGCUCGUACCCUGAGCGACCGUGGUAUCCGCGCCGCUAUCCUGACCGGUACGACCAGGACCGAUACCCGUACAGCCGGUAUCCCGUGGGGGUGAAUAGGGACCCCGUCCCACUUGGUGGUGGCAGAUACCCUGACUUGUAUGACAAAUAUCCGCCGACCGGAUCGUCCUACCCUGCAGGUUAUGGUAGAGGCGGUUACUAUGGUCCAGCAACGUUCCCCAGGCCAGAUCGCUACCCAGUACCAGCUCCGGACGUAGGUCUACGACCAGGCCCUGAUAGCUAUCCUGUUGAACCAAGACCCGGUCUUGGGAUCGGUCAUAAAAGACCGAUUGAUAGGCCAGGCCUGCUGGAUAGGCCUGGACUAAUAGAUAGACCGGUAUACCCACCACCAGGAUUGGAUCGUCCUGUAGUCGGAGCCAUCUAUCCAGGUUUUGAUAAAGAUGGGCCAGUAGGUCCCGUAGGCAUUCCAAACGGAAGACCAGCGCCUGGAUUCAACAGACCAUGGCAAGGUUCUCGCUGUGAGGAGGACAGCUUUAGACAGGUCGGCAGACAACGAAUGCAAAAGCGAUUCGUCCGUCGUUUCACAACUGCAUACUCCUUGGCUCACUGCCAGAGAGAGUGUAUAGAAGCUAGAGACUUUAUUUGUAGGGCGUUUAACUAUAGGGAUGUUACGUACGGGGAACCUCGUGAUAAUUGUGAGCUAAGUGACCAUGAUACUCAAGCUUUAGAUGCUGCCAAUCCACUGCACUUCGAUAAUACAGCAAACGAUUAUGAUUUCUACGAAAGGGCAUUGGGUCGCAUAGCAGACGACUGUUUAGAUGUGUCUCAAGUAUGCAACGAAGAUGGCAUGGAGUUCACACUCAGGUUGCCAGAAGGCUUCUACGGCCGAAUGUACACUUACGGGUUCUACGAUCGUUGUUUCUUCAGAGGAAACGGGGGUACCGUGAAUGUGUUACGAAUUUCGGGUGCACAUGGAUAUCCUGAAUGUGGCACACAAAGAUAUGGCGAUACCAUGACAAAUAUCGUGGUGGUUCAGUUCAGCGACAACGUUCAAACCUCCAGAGACAAGCGGUUCAACUUGACUUGUCUCUUCAGGGGACCAGCUGAGGCUGUUGUUACGUCAAACUACAUCGGGGCUGGGUCUGGCAGUCCGAUCCCCAUCGAGUAUCUUCCAGAGGAGAGCUCCCUGAACUCCAAGGUUCGCCUCAUGAUCCUGUACCAAGGCAGGCCGACCACCACCAUCGCCGUUGGAGACCCGCUCACCUUCAGACUGGAAGCCCAGGAUGGGUAUAACUACGCAACGGACAUCUUCGCAACGAAUGUCAUUGCUCGAGAUCCUUAUUCUGGCAGAUCUGUUCAACUGAUCGAUAGAGUGGGAUGCCCAGUGGACCCGUAUGUGUUCCCUGAAUUGGACAAAGGUCGCAGCAGCGAUUCCUUGGAGGCAAAAUUCAACGCGUUCAAGAUUCCUGAAUCAAACUUUUUGGUGUUCGAAGCUACGGUGCGCACCUGUAGAGAUGGUUGCCAGCCAGCCUACUGUCCGAGUCACACUGGUCGGUCAGAGCCGUCCUUUGGCCGUCGCAGAAGGGAUGUCAACGCUACUAUUGCCGCGGAGGGCAACGACACAGCUGAGGUGAAGCCCGACGAGACAAGCGACUCCAGCGCAGAUAGCACCGACGCCAAAGACAAGGAUGGAGCAGUGUACAAAGUGUCGUAUGAAGAAACUGGGGUGGACAAGUAUCUGAAGGAAGAAGUGGAGACGCCAAGUCACGUUCGGAAGAUGAUUGAGGUGUUCGACAACCGCAACGAACUGCUAGAAGAGAACGGCCCUUCGGACUCGUCACCUGUAGUGGCGGAGGUCGGCGUGUGCGUGUCGCCCUACCACUACCGGGCGCUGCUGGUGGCACUGUGCGUGCUACUGUCGCUCCUGCUGGCAAUGCUGACUGCCGCCUUGUAUAUUUACAGGCGAUACUGGCGUGUGCUGCGCAAGAACAUCCAAGCGUCGAGCCCUGCGCCGGCGCUGCGCCCCGUAACGCCGGGCCCACGGCCCACCAGGCCCUCGCUCUUCUCCGCUUCACAUCUACACAAACCAUUCUCUUUGAGCGGCCUGGGCAGAACAUUUGCUGAGGUGGGAGACGAGGCCGGCUCAGCAGGGCGCCUGGCAAACGCCUUCGACGACGGCAGCGAGCCCAUCUACACCGAUCCUUCGCUGUUCGAGCGCUCGCGGUCUCUCCGCUCCCUCCACUCGCUAGACCUCAAGCCCGAGCGCCGCGACCACCGCUCCUAAACGCACAACUCCCAACUCUAUCAUAACUACUCAAGACUUUAAUUCGUGCAAUCGUAAUUUUAACUGCCAAAGAUGCUCAGCCUUCUAAUCCGUUCAUUGAUCUGUAUACAAUAGCUAUGUAUUCUUUAUAACAAUGUACUUAAUUUUACUAUAAUUUACUUGUAUAAGUACUAAUAAAUAUCUACGAUUAUUCUAAUCUUUUAAUUUUUGUAACAGUUGUGGAAAUAAAAGACUUGGAUUAAAAAUAUGUAUAGUCAAUUUAA